This is a messenger RNA of Vidua chalybeata, 870 nucleotides long. It is a transcript of the gene ATP4B, whose product is annotated as ATPase H+/K+ transporting subunit beta. Gene Ontology annotation, molecular function: ATPase activator activity. Gene Ontology annotation, biological process: sodium ion export across plasma membrane; intracellular potassium ion homeostasis; intracellular sodium ion homeostasis. The transcript has 7 exons. Gene Ontology annotation, cellular component: sodium:potassium-exchanging ATPase complex. The coding region runs from base 1 to 870 and encodes 289 amino acids. Lineage: Eukaryota; Metazoa; Chordata; Aves; Passeriformes; Viduidae. The record is from RefSeq and is a predicted model, not a curated record.
AUGGCAACUUUAAACGAAAAGAAGACCUGCAGCGAACGUAUGGCAGAUUUCCGUCGUUUUGUCUGGAAUCCAGAAACAAAGCUCUUCAUGGGAAGGUCCUUAAUUAACUGGGUGUGGAUCAGCCUCUACUACCUGGCUUUCUACGUGGUGAUGUCAGGGCUGUUUGCACUCUCCAUUUAUACUUUAAUGAGGACCAUUAAUCCCUACGAGCCGGAUUACCAAGACCAGCUGAAAUCCCCAGGUGUGACCUUAAGGCCUGAUGUUUAUGGGGAUAGAGGACUACAAAUUUAUUACAACGUAUCAGACAACAAAACCUGGGAAGGUUUAGUGACAACUCUUCACACUUUUCUGACAGCAUAUACACCAGCUGCUCAGCAUCUGAACAUCAACUGCACCAAUAACACUUACUUCAUCCAGGACACCUUUGAUGGCCCAAAUAAAACAAAACUAUCCUGCAAAUUCACCUCAGACAUGCUUCAAAACUGCUCCGGCAUCACAGAUCCAACUUUUGGAUAUCCAGAAGGAAAACCCUGUUUUAUUAUAAAAAUGAACAGGAUUAUCAAGUUUUACCCUGGCAAUGGCACUGCACCAAGGGUGAACUGCACAUAUGUGGUAAGGGGUGAGGAGUCUCGCCCGCUGGAGGUGGACUACUACCCUGUGAAUGGCACCUUCAACCUGCACUACUUCCCCUACUACGGGAAAAAGGCUCAGCCCAGCUACAGCAAUCCCUUGGUAGCUGUGAAAUUUCUCAACAUUACAAGGAAUGUAGAAGUUAAAAUAGUGUGCAAAGUCAUUGGAGCUGGAAUUACCUUCAAUGUUCAUGAUCCAUAUGAAGGCAAAGUGGAAUUUAAACUGAAAAUAGAAGACUGA